Messenger RNA from Penicillium subrubescens, 1569 nucleotides. RefSeq names its product MDR family MFS transporter. NCBI's taxonomy places the organism in Eukaryota, Fungi, Ascomycota, Eurotiomycetes, Eurotiales, Aspergillaceae. Gene Ontology annotation, molecular function: transmembrane transporter activity. The coding region runs from base 1 to 1569 and encodes 522 amino acids. Gene Ontology annotation, biological process: transmembrane transport. The record is from RefSeq and is a predicted model, not a curated record. The transcript has 7 exons.
AUGUCUGAAAAGCCCCCAAUGGAAUCUGAGUUCCAGACAAAAGAGGAGCAAUCAAAUGCCCGGGCAAAUUCAAAGGAGCUUAGGUCGGACACCAGUUCGACGGGUGAGGCCGCAGAUGAGGAUCCGAAACUAGUACAAGAGUCUACCAAAAAUGAAGAGCGGGAGUAUAUUACAGGCUUCAAACUUGGAAUGGUGGUCGUGGGCGUCACUCUGGUUGCGUUCCUAGUUCUGCUCGAUACUUCUAUCAUUGUCACUUGGGCGUUUUUGUCAUUCUUCUUCAUUUUCGAAUUGGGCUCGCUCCUCUGCGGUCUCUCCACAUCCUCGAAGAUGUUGAUCGUUGCUCGCGCAGUGGCGGGGCUUGGGUCGGCAGGAUUGAUGAAUGGUUCCUUGACUAUUAUUUCGUCGUCGGUUCCUCUUCAUAAGUCGCCGCCUCUCAUUGGAAUGAUGAUGGGAUUCUGUCAACUUGGAGUCGUCUUAGGCCCUCUUCUAGGAGGAGCCUUCACCGAAUACACAACCUGGAGAUGGUGUUUCUACAUCAAUCUUCCAAUCGGUGCUUUAGUCGCCCUUCUCCUCGUCUUCAUCGAUAUCCCGGACCAAGCAGCUAAACCACCUUUCAAAGAAGUAUUCAACACUAUAACCCACAAACUCGACCUCACAGGCUUUGUCCUAUUCGCACCAGCAGCAAUCCAGCUUCUCCUCGCCCUCGACUAUGGUCAAAACAAGAUGCCAUGGCACAGCGCAACCGUCAUUGGCCUUUUCUGCGGAGCAGGCGGUAUCUUCAUCCUCUUCUUAGCGUGGGAAUACUAUCAAGGCGAUAAAGCGAUGAUUCCUCUGGCCAUGGUAGCAAAGAGGAAGGUCUGGUCGAGUUGUCUGGUGAUGAUGUCGAUCUUUGCCAUCACUUUGUCGACUACCUACUAUCUUCCCGUUUACUUCCAGGCCAUUCAGAACAAAUCGCCCAUGAUGAGUGGUGUGUAUAUUCUGCCGAGUAUCUUGUCUCAACUGGCGGUUGCUGUCACUUCAGGGGCUUUAAUUGGGAAAAUGGGAUAUUAUCUUCCAUGGGCUGUGGCUUCGGGAAUUCUCACUUCCAUUGGCGGCGGUCUCCUAUCGACUUUGACCCCGUACACAGCUACUGGAAAAUGGGUUGGAUAUCAAAUCCUCGCAGGAGCCGGUCGUGGAGCUGGAUUCCAGACUCCUAUCAUCGCCGUCCAAAACACACUACCACCCAGCCAAAUAUCAAUCGCCAUGUCGAUCCUGAUGUUCACUCAGACCCUUUCCGGCGCAGUAUUCCUCACAUUUUCAGACGUGAUCUUCUCCACGGGUCUCAAAACUCUGAUUCCCAAAUAUGAACCGGACGUCAGUGCACAGGUCGUUAUUGCUGCGGGUGCCACUGGUAUACGGGAUGUGGUGUCUGAUCAGAACCUCCCCGGGGUUCUGAAGGCUUAUGCAAAGAGUGUGGAUCAUGUGUUUUACUUGGUUGCUGCGAUGGGAGUGGUGGCUUUCGUCUUCUCUUUUGGAAUGGGUUGGAAGGAUAUUCGGAAGAAGAAGCCUACCACUGAACAGGACGUUUGA